AAAAAGCAGGUGACGGUACAUAGAACAUUUUGAUUUAUAACCAACCCGGAACAUAACUCCCGCUGAUUGUCAAACGAAGACAAACUAUCAAUAUAUACUCAACAUUUCGAUUGGAUGUUUGAAAGAUUAGUCUUAUCAUAGCACGCGAUAAUACAGAUGGCUGACUUAUCCCUUUGGCUUGGUGAAAUUGUUUACUUUCUAUUGUUGAUGCGAAAUAACGUUUACUAGCUAUAAGACAGAAUGACUGAGACCAUGAAUGUUUCAAGCAAAAGAAUGAAAGUGAUCUUGUUGGGGGACAGUGACGUAGGGAAGACGUCUUUACUGACACGCUUCAGUCAAGGCUACUUUCACAUUUGUUAUCAAAUGAUCAUCCCAGAAUACAGUAAUAAGGACGUGGACGUCUCAGGGGUAAAGGUCAAGCUACAGAUAUGGGAUACAGCUGGCCAAGGGCGCUACCGAGUAAUAAGAGAGGGUUAUUACAGGGACGUUGCUGGUAUUGUUAUAGUUUUUGACCUGACCAGCAAGUCCAGCUUCGACAACAUCUAACAUUGGUUGCAACAGGUCCACGAACAUGCUGGAGAAAAUGUUGACAUUGUACUGGUCGGAAACAAGGUUGACCUGGCCGAGAGCCGAGCCAUAGACCACGAGACGGCCUCCUGCCUGGCCCAGACCAUUGGGGCCAUGUAUGUCGAGUGUAGCGUUAAAAAUGAUGCCAACGUCGACCUGGUGUUCACAUCGUUGGCAAGCAAGUUCGCCGAUCGCGUGCCUGUCCAACAGGAAGAGCCGGUACGUUUAGAAUCAGAGACAUUUUACCAGGUUCCCUGCUUUGGUAAAGAUACAUGUUCAUCAUUCUAAGUUACAAAGAUAGCGCCGUCAAAACGCAUCAAAAUCAAAAUUGUGUAAAAACCGGGACAUUACUGAUUUUUAAUUAUCAAAAUAUAAAUAAUUCACACCGAGAUAUGUGGAAGACUUAUAUUCACUUGUUUAUACUUGAAAUCAUCUAAAUCAUUGCGCGAGCAUCCAUCAAAUAUAUUAAAUAAAAAAAAAUUAAA
Molecule: messenger RNA, 1052 nt
Organism: Physella acuta
Lineage: Eukaryota; Metazoa; Mollusca; Gastropoda; Physidae
Product: ras-related protein Rab-26
Molecular function (GO): GTPase activity; GTP binding
Source: RefSeq, a predicted model, not a curated record